This is a messenger RNA of Pelagomonas calceolata, 2519 nucleotides long. The record is from the annotation of a GenBank genome assembly. Lineage: Eukaryota; Pelagophyceae; Pelagomonadales; Pelagomonadaceae.
CACACUAGCAAACACGCUCGGCGCGGCCGCGCGCGUUGUGUACAAAAAGGCGCUCUUGACACCCACAUUUUACUGCCAACAACUCGGUCUGCACCGCCGAAGCACUGGUGAGCUGCGGAACCGCUUCUAUUUUGGGAGAGCAUCGACCACUGCUCAAACUCAUAUGCGCAGCCGAGGCGCAUUCCUCCUCAAACUCAUGACGACGACCGCCGCAGCAUUGUCCCCGGACCUCGCGCCCGCCUACGCGCGAGCCCUGGGCCAGGCCUCGGGCAUCGACGGCGCGGUCGCGAUCACGAGCGGCUCCGACGUCCACGUCGCCGUGACGCGGAGCCUGCCCGACGUCGAGGCGAACAAGAAACGACGCCAGACGUUGCGGUAUCGCCUAGAUAAGGACAGUUCAUUGAGAAGAGCCGGCGAGCUCGCGGACGACCCCGAGAGCGUCGUCGGGCGGUGCCGCGCGGCUUCUGGAAAAUUAGCGGUCUUCUCAAAGACCGACGACGGUUCCGUCGUCGAGAUCUACGAGGAGGACGUGCUGGUCCAGCGCAUCCAGCUGGACAAGAAAAAAGUCGGCAAAUUGCUGAUUGGCGACGCGAUGGUGGGCGGUAUGUCGUGGUCGGCCGACGAAGCUCUAUUGGCCUUCGUCGCCGACGCCCCGUUACCGGAUCAGAAGGAGGCCUUCGAUGGCCAGUUCCGCUUCCGCGAGGAGCUCGGCGAGAAAUACGUGCCGCGGCGGCGCUGGGGUGCCUUCGAGUUGGGCCGCGUCGAUGGCGUCGAGGCGUCCCGCACGCGCGUCCAUCUGUGUCACCGCAUCGACGCCAUCGCACGCAGGUCGGCGUCGCGGCGCCGCGCGUCUACGUCAUUGAUUUACUCGAGGAUACUCUGGAAGUCGUCGAGCCCCCGCCGGACGGGGUCUACGAGGGCCAGCCGGCCUUCUCGCCGGUCCAGCCGCGGCAGUUGGCCACGGUCGUGUGGACGUCGCAAUAUAGGAAGCUGGGGCUGAUUUAUUGCUUCAACCGGCCGUCGGCGAUUUAUCUGAGAGAUCUCGACGAGGACGUCGCGGAGCGGUUGUGCGGCGACGCCGUCCAGCGGUCGCCACGGUGGAAUGGAGAUGGGUCGCGCCUCGCGUUCUUAGCGUCCGCGGAGCAAUUCGAGACGCACGACGGCGCCGUCGAGUUGAAGGUCUGGAGCGCGGGCACGGUCGACGUCGUCGUCGAGGCGCCAUUGAACCCGGACUAUCGACAGGAGUGCCCGGGGCUGUGGGCCUGCCCGAAGCUCCUGGAGGACUGCUGGAGCGGCGACACGCUCGUCGUGAACUCGCUCUGGGGCUCGGCGCCGUCGGUGCUGCUGGUGGACACGAAGGACAAGUCAAUAACGCGCGUCGGCGACGCGGACAACGCCCACGCCGCGCUCUGCGUCGCGGAUGGCAUAGCGGUCGUGCACACGACCGCGCCCGAGGUCGCCGCCGGCGCCUUAUUAACGGUCGACGUCAAAACUGGAGACAUCCUCGCGUCGACCGCCGCGCCGCCGCUCGGCGUCGUCUCCAAGACCCUGGCGACCUUCGACGCCGCGCCGGCACCUCUGAAAUGCGACGUCAUCCGCGUCGACGCCUUCGAGGCGUUACUAUUACGGGAGGAGGGUGCCGAGAAGCGACCGCUGGUUGUUAGUGUGCAUGGCGGACCGCACUCGUGCACGCCUGUGUGGAAAUCAACCAGUGCAUCGGGUGCUCGCGCCGGCUCGGUCGAGCGGCGAGGAACCGGCAUGGCCACGCCAUCGAGCAGGCGUCGCAUCGAUGGCGUGGAGGUCGACGCGACGAUUCAGCACGAGCGCGCCGUAAAAUUUUGAUUUCCACACAGGUGCACGCCCACGUCCUAUUCGGCAGCUUUAGCUUUUUUGGCGUCACGGGGCUUCGCCGUGUUAUCCGUGAACUAUCGGGGGAGUACAGGCUUCGGCAAGGCUUUACUCUAUUCGCUGCCGGGCAACAUUGGGAGCCAGGACGUCGACGACUGCCUGAAAGCGAUAGAAGUGUGCUGCGCAACGCAUAACGUCGACCGCGACAAGAUAGCCGUCGUCGGCGGCUCGCACGGCGGCUUCUUGGGUGCACAUUUGAUUGCGCGUUCACCAAAAUUGUUCAAGGCUGCGGCGCUGCGGAACCCGGUCACCAAUCUAGGCGCCAUGGUCGGUAGUUCGGACAUUCCCGACUGGGUGGCCUGCGAAUGUGCAUCGUCGGGCACACCGCCGGGGCCGGAAGUACUGAAGAAGCUCUUCGCCAUGUCGCCUAUCUCCGGGAUCGAUGCCGUCGAGGCACCCGUCUUGUUAGCUCUUGGUCUGAAAGAUAGAAGGGUGCCGCCGUCGCAAGGGCUGGAGUACUACCACGCCCUGCAAGCGCGGGGCAAGGCCGCGCGGCUGCUGACCUAUCCUGAGGACGACCAUGCUUUAGAUACGCCGCGGACGUCGGCGGACCACUGGGUCGAGAUCGCGGCGUUCCUCGAGGAGCAGCUGGGUUAAAUUUAGUUGUCUUA